GCGCGGCCGCCUGAGCCUUAGCAGGUAACGGAGGAGGGGCGGCCGGCGCGGCGUUCGGCGGGAUCCGCUUCCCGGGCUUCCCUUCGCUCGGCCGCGCCGGGCUCACCUGGCCGGCCCGCCCAGCCCCGCCGGGCUCGCUGUCGCCCAGCAGCGAUGGUGCCGGCCUGCGCCCGCCGCCUGCUGCGGCUGCUGGGGGCCGGCCGGCGGCCGCUCCUGCCCGGCCUCGCCCGGGCCCGCUGCGGCCCGGCGGCCAGCACCGCCCCGGCCGGCCCCGGCCGCGCCCCGGCCGUCAAGAAGCGAGGCUACGACAUCACCAGGAACCCCCACCUCAACAAGGGAAUGGCUUUUACACUUGAAGAAAGGCUACAGCUGGGAAUUCAUGGCCUCCUCCCUCCUUGCUUCCUGAGCCAAGAUGUUCAAGCCCUUCGUGUGAUGAAAAACUUUGAAAAGCAAUCUAACGAUCUAGACAAGUAUAUUAUUCUUAUGACAUUGCAAGACAGGAAUGAGAAGCUUUUUUACCGAGUGCUGACCUCUGAUAUCGAGAAAUUCAUGCCCAUAGUUUACACCCCAACAGUUGGCCUGGCUUGUCAGCACUAUGGUUUGGCUUUCAGGAGACCACGGGGAUUGUUUAUCACCAUCCAUGACAAAGGCCAUAUUGCAACAAUGCUAAACUCUUGGCCUGAAGAAAAUGUUAAGGCUAUCGUGGUGACAGAUGGAGAGAGGAUUCUUGGUUUAGGAGACCUAGGAAGUUAUGGCAUGGGUAUCCCAGUGGGAAAGCUUGCUUUGUACACAGCUUGUGGUGGAGUUAACCCACAGCAAUGUCUCCCUGUCCUGCUGGAUGUUGGCACGGACAACGAGGCUCUCCUGAAUGAUCCACUGUAUAUUGGACUGAAACACAAGAGGGUUCGUGGGAACCAGUACGACGAACUGAUUGAUGAGUUUAUGCAGGCAGUUACCAACAAGUAUGGCAUGAAUUGUCUGAUCCAGUUUGAAGAUUUUGCCAAUGCUAACGCUUUUCGUCUCCUCAAUAAAUACCGCAACAGAUACUGUACAUUCAAUGAUGAUAUCCAGGGCACAGCAUCUGUUGCAGUCGCUGGCAUCUUUGCAGCCUUAAGGAUCACAAAGAACAAGCUCUCUGACCAGAAGUUUGUUUUCCUGGGAGCUGGAGAGGCUGCAAUGGGCAUAGGUCAUCUCAUCCUCAUGGCCAUGGAAAAGGAAGGAGUUUCACGAGAGGAUGCCAUCAAAAAAAUUUGGAUGGUGGACUCCAAGGGACUGAUUGUAAAGGGCAGGAGCCACCUGAACCACGAGAAAGAAAUGUUUGCCCAGGACCACCCCAGUAUGGACACACUGGAAGAGGUUGUGCAGAAAGUGAAGCCUACAGCAGUUAUAGGUGUGGCGGCUGUGGCGGGCGCCUUCACGGAGCGGCUGCUGAAGGACAUGGCAGCCUUCAACGAGAGGCCCAUCGUGUUCGCCCUGAGCAACCCCACCAGCAAAGCGGAGUGCACAGCCGAGCAGUGCUACCGCCUCACCCAGGGCCGGGGAAUAUUUGCAAGUGGGAGUCCAUUCCCAAAGGUAACCCUGCCCAGUGGACAGACCUUCUUCCCUGGCCAAGGAAACAACGCCUACGUCUUCCCAGGAGUGGCACUGGGAAUCAUUGCCUGCGGGAUCCGGCACGUCUCUGAUGAAAUCUUUCUCCUCACAGCUGAGACUAUUGCUGCUGAGGUGACAGAGCAGAAUCUUGCAGAAGGAAGACUCUAUCCCCCCUUGGCCAGCAUCAGAGAAGUGUCUUUCAAAAUUGCUGUGAAAAUUGUUGACUGGGCUUACAAGCAAGGCAUUGCUUCUUGGUACCCUGAGCCAGCAGACAAGGAAACUUUUGUGAAACAGCUCGUGUACAGCCCUGAGUAUGAUUCAUUUGUUUUUGACAAUUAUAAGUGGCCCCCCGCAGCCAUGCAAACACAAAAUAUAUAAUGUUUUGUGAGAACUGUUCUCUCAUUUUUGCCAUCAGUUCCUGUGGCCCAUAUUAUUGCUGAUAUAAUGCACCUCCAGGCUUGCAGAAUGAUAAAAGUAAAUUAAUCCAAGUA
Molecule: messenger RNA, 2081 nt
Organism: Oenanthe melanoleuca
Lineage: Eukaryota; Metazoa; Chordata; Aves; Passeriformes; Muscicapidae
Gene: ME3
Product: malic enzyme 3
Exons: 14
Coding region: 154-1968 (604 amino acids)
Biological process (GO): pyruvate metabolic process; malate metabolic process
Cellular component (GO): mitochondrion
Molecular function (GO): malate dehydrogenase (decarboxylating) (NADP+) activity; malate dehydrogenase (decarboxylating) (NAD+) activity; NAD binding
Source: RefSeq, a predicted model, not a curated record